UCCGGAUGUCUUUCGUCCUGAUCUCUCCUCGAUGUGAGAAUUGUGGGUGCGUUCGGUGAAAUCAUGCGUCGACUUCUCUAUGUGCAUGUACUCCUAUGCUGCCUCAGUAUGGCUCAUCCCUUCUGUCCAUCCCAGUGCACCUGUGUCUUCCAUGGCCGUACCGAUGGAACGGGAACCAGAUCUGUCCUCUGCAAUGAUCCAGACAUGUCUGACAUUCCUGUCAAUGUCCCUGUGGAUACGGUCAAACUUCGUAUUGAGAAAACUGUGGUACGGCGAAUCCCAACUGAAGCUUUUUAUUACCUGGUGGAGCUACGGUACUUAUGGAUUACUUACAAUUCCAUAAGCUCUGUGGAUAGUGGAAGUUUCUACAACCUGAAAGUGCUCCAUGAGCUGAGGCUGGAUGGAAAUAUGAUCUCCAUGUUCCCUUGGGAGUCUCUGAAAGAAAUGCCCAAGCUGAGGACUCUGGAUCUACACAACAACAGACUCACUAAUGUUCCCACUGAGGCAAUACCCUACCUCCUCAACAUUACCUACUUGGAUCUAUCCAGCAACAAAUUAGCCACCCUGCCCUCGGAGCUCAUGGAUAUCUGGCCCCCCUUCAAUGGAGCACCCAUCUCUACUAAUGCCUCCCAGAAAGUUGUGUUAGGCCUCCAAGAUAAUCCCUGGUUCUGUGACUGUAAAAUCUCCAAGCUGAUAGAGAUUUCCAAAAUGACUGUUACACCAGUGGUUUUGAUGGACCUAUUCCUGACCUGCAGUGGGCCAGAGAAUUUGGCUGGUGUCCUUUUUCAGCGUGCUGAACUUGACAAUUGUGUAAAACCAUCAGUCAUGACUUCAGCAACCAAGAUCACAUCUCCUUUGGGCAGUAAUGUUCUCCUGCGAUGUGAUGCCACAGGGUUUCCAACACCAACUCUUUACUGGGCUAAAUCAGAUGGCUCACUGGUCAACAACACAGUCCAGGAAUCACCUGGGGAGGGCAUCAGAUGGUCCAUCAUGAGCUUGCAUGGAAUAUUGUACAAAGAUGCUGGGAACUAUAGUUGCAAAGCAAAGAAUGUUGCUGGCAGCGCAGAAGCCACCAUUUCCCUCUCAGUUGCUGGUACCUUCAGUACCACCAUCCCUCCACAGAGCCCGAGCAUCGAAACUGGACCAACCAGCCAAGACACAACAUCCAUUCCACCAACGGACAUUCCCAACUCACCCACCGUCAUGUCCACAGAGCUACCUAGAAUAUCAACAACACUACCCGCAGUCCCUAAGAAGCCAAAAACUACGCCCAGCAACAGUAUACAGAAAGGCUCACCCAAACAAGGAAAAGUCCAGGGAGGCAAUGGAAGGAAGCUUGCGGCAGAUGAAAAGAGCAAGAAAAGUGAUGCAUCCAAGUCCGUCACAGACCUCAAGAUUGUAGAGGAAACGUCGGACACUGCAGUUCUGCUCUGGACAGCAGAUGGGUUACCAAGUGAUGCCCCUCUCACAGUUGUAUAUUCACCCUAUGGUGAGGAUGACAUCAAAAGGACAGUGGAGACUAAUGCUGGCAGUGGUAAAGUGUUUCUCGAAGGACUGUCAUCUGGCAUGAGAUACUCAGUUUGCCUCGUAGCAAAAGGUAGUGCUGCUGGAAAAGAUCCUUGCAUUGACUUCUACACACUGGACAUUGUAGAGGAUGGUGGGCAGAGCCAGCUUUUCAUGAUCAUAAGUGGCAUUGCCUGUGCUUUGGUUUUGCCUCUUAUUGCGCUGCUGGUGUACAAGAUUCUGGCUCUGUACUGCAAGGGACGCAACACAGGGCUGGACGAAGAGGAGCUCGAAAAAGAGAGCUAUGUCAAGUUUGAGACAAUUUCGAUGAAACAAAGGACUUUGAACGCUCAUCCAACUGAGCUUUGGGCAAGGAGACAGACUCAAGAAUCAGAGCGAAUGCUCCUGUGCUCCAGAUCCAGCAUUGACUCCCAGAUGACCUAUAAGAGUGACAGCUCCCGGUCUGAGUAUCUCUGUUGACGCCAGGAAUCUGUGGUCAAUGCCCAAACGCCAUGCUAGUGACACAUUAUAUGAAAUACUCUUUAUAUGCCUUUGAUGACACUGAUCAACUAUGAAAUCAUUUAUAAAUCUUUAUAAAUAUAUAUUGACAUCAGUAGGGCUGUAAGGAAAUGGUUUGCUGUUUUGAAUGGUGUAACACAUUUAUUUUGCAUUUUCCAUCAACUACUAGUUUAUAAAGAUUUAUACAGUGAUUUAAAAAAGUUUAGUUAACAUGGAAACAUUCCCUGGAGGUUGCUUGGGUGUUCAAAAGAACUUAAAACUUAAAAACACCAAUCAGAUCAGUCAGUGACUGACAUUAUUGUUCAUGUCCUUAUUUAUUUUGGAGCCUUAUAUUUGAUAAAGAAUUUGAAUGGUUGCCACUUCAGCACGGCACCUUUGUUGGACUUACAUGAUGAACUUACAAAUACUUCCAUACAAAGAGCCUGUCAGUUACCUGUCUGUGGGGUUUUAUGCUAUACCAAAUGCCAAAGUUUAAGUGUCACAUAUGAAUAUUAUGUGGUGUCAAAGAAGACCCAUUAUCCACUUCCCAUCACAUUUACAACAUCACUGAUGUUGUAAGAAUCAAGCAGAUUGUUGCCUUAAUGGAAGAGAAAGUACUGUCUGAGGUUGAUAGAAUGUGGGACUCGUCUGAUAAACAUUGCCUGUUUCUAUGACUUUGUGUAUAUAUUUAUCCAUAAAUGGAGCUGUACAUUUGUUUUUAAU
Molecule: messenger RNA, 2724 nt
Organism: Chelmon rostratus (copperband butterflyfish)
Lineage: Eukaryota; Metazoa; Chordata; Actinopteri; Chaetodontiformes; Chaetodontidae
Gene: lrit3a
Product: info leucine-rich repeat, immunoglobulin-like and transmembrane domains 3a
Exons: 4
Coding region: 64-1983 (639 amino acids)
Molecular function (GO): protein binding
Source: RefSeq, a predicted model, not a curated record